AUGGGUGCAGUGGGCGAGGUUGUGGGCAGCUUUUCGCACGGCCUGGAGAGCUUCGGACACGGAUCUCAUUUUGUCCUGACGCCCGCGGGGGACUCUCCCACCCUUAUGAACGAGCACCUGGUCUCCGCCGAGAGACUGUCACGGAGCACUUCCGCCGAUCUAACGCAUCUGAAGGGGAUCCUCCGACGGAGGCAGCUCUACUGCAGGACUGGGUUUCACCUCGAAAUUUUACCGGACGGCACCGUACAGGGGACGAGAAAAGACCACAGCAGAUUUGGUAUACUGGAAUUUAUCAGCUUAGCCGUGGGGAUGGUCAGCAUUCGAGGUGUCGACAGUGGUCUUUACCUGGCAAUGAACAGCAAGGGCGAACUCUACGGCUCUGAGAAGCUAACCUCAGAGUGCGUCUUUAGGGAGCAGUUUGAGGAGAACUGGUACAACACGUACUCCUCCAACCUCUACAGGCAUGGUGAUCGGGGAGCACACUACUUUGUAGCCCUCAAUAAAGAUGGCACAUCGAGAGAUGGCGCUCGCUCCCGACGACACCAGCGUUUUACCCACUUCUUACCGAGGCCUGUGGACCCGGAAAGGGUUCCUGAACUUUAUAAAGAGGUUCUGGGUCACAGCUGA
Chanos chanos (milkfish) is the source of this 627-nucleotide messenger RNA. It is a transcript of the gene fgf20a, whose product is annotated as fibroblast growth factor 20a. Gene Ontology annotation, molecular function: growth factor activity. NCBI's taxonomy places the organism in Eukaryota, Metazoa, Chordata, Actinopteri, Gonorynchiformes, Chanidae. The coding region runs from base 1 to 627 and encodes 208 amino acids. The record is from RefSeq and is a predicted model, not a curated record. The transcript is spliced from 3 exons.